Messenger RNA from Clarias gariepinus (North African catfish), 1854 nucleotides. RefSeq names its product nuclear body protein SP140-like. Bases 114 to 1439 code for a protein of 441 amino acids. Gene Ontology annotation, cellular component: nucleus. The record is from RefSeq and is a predicted model, not a curated record. The transcript has 12 exons. Gene Ontology annotation, molecular function: DNA-binding transcription factor activity, RNA polymerase II-specific; DNA binding; protein binding. Gene Ontology annotation, biological process: regulation of transcription by RNA polymerase II. NCBI's taxonomy places the organism in Eukaryota, Metazoa, Chordata, Actinopteri, Siluriformes, Clariidae.
GCUUCUCUGGUUAUUAUUUAUCGUACUGAAGUCUGGCAGUAAUCAUCCUUCACCCUGAAGCUGUCAUACACGCACACACUCUGCUGAAGGUGAGCAGGGAGUUAAACUCAGACAUGAAGUCGGCAUCUGGGAGUAAUGUAAAUUCUAGUCAGAAGAUGAAGAGACAGAGCUCUGGGAGGAGUAAUUUGCGCAAGCGGGUCACAUUUUCUUCCCAUGUCUUGCAUAAGAAGAGACUCACGAGCAUUCCCACAGUCCUUAAGCAACAGGGAGAGAAUAUCAAAAAGAGACCUAAGCUACCUGUAACAUGUGGCGAUAAAAAAGGAAUUUUGCACAAAAACAGGUUUAACAAAGGUGAGCCGUGCAUCUGGACUGAUCGUCGGUGGUUAACUCCUACUCAAUUUGAGAAGUUUGGAGGAAAGAAGAAAAAUAAAAGCUGGAAAAUGAGUAUAUGUCACAAUAAGUUUCAGCUGCAAAUGUUAAUACAGAAAGGCUUUCUGUCCUCUCCAUCAUUUAGAGCGAAGCGUUCAAAAGAUAUAAAGUUAGUAUCUGGGGUAGAGAUGGCUGAAUCAACUAAACAAUUUGAAGAGAAGGAAAAUGAGGACAUGGAACAAGAUGAAGAUGAUAAUUAUGAUAAAGAAGAAGAAAAAGAAGAUAAAAACGAAGAUAAUGGCAAGGGAGUGGACUUGUCUACAUUUGACCCUCCUGCUUUACCGGUCAGCUGUGGUUCUGUCAGUGGGUCUUUAUAUAAAAUCAGAUUUGCAGGGGCACAUCGUAAGAGCAUCCGCACAGAGGAGCGCUGGUUCACUCCUGAGGAGUUUAUAAAGCAGGAGUUAACUUUUACUGACAGAAACUGGAUGGAAAGCAUACUGUGUCAUGGCAAAACCCUUAACUACCUGGUGAAGAGGAAGCAGGAGAAUGAUGAUGAGUGCUACAUUUGUAAAAUUGAUGAAAAGCUGUUGUACUGCAACACGUGUCCACGAGCUUUUCACCGUAACUGCCACUUACCCACUCUACGGGAGAACACGCCUCGGGGUGCAUGGACUUGUACUUUCUGUAAGUUCAAGUCUAAGCAGAGAUUUUGGAAUCACAUGAGCAGGAAAGACGCUUUAAGCAGUCCUGUUUCGGGAGACACAAUUCUGCGCUGUGAGUAUUUGCUGUUGCAUUUGUGUAAGGUGGAUACAAGUCGUGUGUUUGCUCAAGACCCUCACAAAAGGGUGCCGGGAUACAGCAGUGUGAUCUCCAACCCCAUGUGGCUGGACAAAGUAAAGAAUAAACUGCAGGAAAACAAGUAUAGAAAAGUGGAACAGUUUGUAAAUGACAUUGAGCUCAUCUUCAACAAUUGGAAAACUUUUAACUGGGAUAAUAUGUAUGGCUGGUUUGGAACUAAAAUGAAAAACAUGCUUGAGGAGGAGUUCAACACAAUCUUUAAAAUUCAGUAGCAUUUCUGCAUUGGCAAAAUGAUGUCAUUCACCUUUAAAAGCAACAUAGCAUUGACCUGUACUUCUGUUUGUUUAUUAUUGUUUUAUGAUACAGAUCUUUGUGUUUCAGAUGUUUCAACUUUAAAAUCCAGGCUAAAAUCUUUAUAUUAUAACCAUUGUUGGGGGAAGUAACUUUUUAAAGUGACUAAUUAGAUCACAAAAUUACUGUCAUUAAAAAUAAUCAGUUAUAUUACAACGUUACUUUCUAAUAAAAGUAACUAGUUAGAGUACUUUUCACCUACGCGGUUUUGCGCAGCGGAGUAAGUACAGUUCAUCAUGAUUCACAGAAGGUUUUUGGCAUUGAAAUUACAAUUCCAUCUUUCCGCACGUCUGUCAUCGCAGACCUUGCAGAACUUUGCAGAACAUCGGUGGUCAC